Molecule: messenger RNA, 891 nt
Organism: Hyaloperonospora brassicae
Lineage: Eukaryota; Oomycota; Peronosporomycetes; Peronosporales; Peronosporaceae
Source: the annotation of a GenBank genome assembly
AUGUCGCCGUCUUUUGCUGAGCUCUCCGUAGAGCCACCGAGCGCCCGCAUCGACAUGCAACACGCCGUAUCGUCCGCCACGACCUCGAGCAGCAGCUCUCGCUACUCCGGCACACAGCGACAGCCGCAGCGGCACAAGAAGGACGUCUUCCGCUCGUGCUCAGCGGUUCCCGAGUACUUUACGCGCGUGUUGGACGGCCGGCAGAUGGACUUUGACGCGGCGUUUUACCAGAUCGUGACGCUCUGCGUGCAGCCGGCAAAGGUCUACAAGAGCGCGUACUACCGCAAGCAGACAAAGAACCGCUGGGCACGAGACGAUCCAGCGUUUGCUGUUAUUCAGUGUGGCUUUCUGCUCGUGGCGACCGUCGCGUGGGCCAUUGCGUUUCGCGUGGACAGUGUCGCGCGGUACGCGCUGCUGCUACUUCAUGCAGUGCUGAUCGAGUGGCUUGGCCUGGGGCUGUUGAUUGCUACGCUGGGCUGGUGGCUGGCCAAUUCCAAUCUACGUCAGAAGCACAACCAUGGCAUGAGCGACGCUUUGUUUGUCGAGCAGCGCGUCGAGUGGCAGUUUGCCUUUGACAUUCACUGCAACUCGUUCUUCAUUCUGUUCCUCUUUCUCUACGUGCUGCAGUUUUUGCUCGUGCCAUUGCUCAUGUCCGACUCGUUUGUGGUGUUGCUGGUUGGGAACCUGUUGUACUCGCUCGGCUGGGGGUUCUACACGUACAUCACGUUUCUGGGCUACAUGGCCCUGCCGUUUCUCCACAGGACAGAGCAACUGCUGCUACCGCUGGUCGUUAUCACUGUCCUCUUUGUAUCCACAUUGGUGUUGCACGCGGUCUUCGGUGCUCGGAUCAACUUUGUGCAUAUAGCCACGCACUAUUAUUAUGCUUCCUAG